Molecule: messenger RNA, 14596 nt
Organism: Pomacea canaliculata
Lineage: Eukaryota; Metazoa; Mollusca; Gastropoda; Architaenioglossa; Ampullariidae
Product: serine-rich adhesin for platelets-like
Molecular function (GO): protein dimerization activity
Source: RefSeq, a predicted model, not a curated record
GAAUAUGCAUAAGCAGAGUCAAUAUGGCGACUUCCGAGAUGUGCUUUAGAUGUCAUGUCGUGAGUAUGUAGAGAGAAAAGGCGAUCUUGCGGUCCCACAAUAUUGGAUAUAUAAUGAGCUUAUGAUUGCAAAAUCAUUUAUGUGUUCUCUACCAGAGAUCUAAAAAACAAUGGAAGAGGGGGCUUUGCGCCUGAAUCAUGGACCUGAAGAACAAAACCAUGAUGACAAACGUAUGACCCACAACAUGAUGGAGAAGCGUCGCAAAGAUCGAAUAAAACAAUGGAUCUCACAUAUAGCGCAGCUUCUGCCUCCAGCCAGCAGUCAAGGUCCAGACAAACCUAGUACACUUGAUAUCAUGGAACGUGCUGCAAAUUACAUCAUUGAACUGAAAGCAUCCUAUGAAAAGUUGUUGACAGAACAAGGAGAUGCUGUAUUAGUUGAGGAAAUGCACAAAAUGCGCACAGAGCUAGACAGUGUGCGAGCUGAAAGGGAUCGGCUUUCGGAAGUUCUUAAUGCAGCUGGUAUUGCUGCCCUGAAUGAUACCUCACAAUGGAGGGGUAACAGGAAGUCAAACUCAGCUUUGACAGAAAAUGGCACUUCACCAGCGACUGCAGCCUCAGAUUCCACAAGCGAAGUAGCAAUGGCUAAUGGAAGUGAUGAAUCUCGAUCCAAAAAUAAAUCAUCAGUCACCUCAGGCUCCAAACGACGAAACACCAUUAGUGUACAUCUUGAACAGCAAAAACUACAACAGGAGCAACAGCAGCAACAACAACAACAGGCCAUGGCUCAGGCUAUGGCCAGCGGGCUUCUGUCUCACAACGGUGGAUUUAUUUAUAGCGGAUUGCCAGGACAAAAUCUUAUGGUGAACUCAAACCUAAUGGUAAGUCCAUCAGGCCAGGUGGUAGUGUCUGCCAACCACCAAACAUCUCUAACAGCAGGCUCUGCAUCAUCUGCACUGGAUGGUGGCCAGAGAGAAAAUGUUGUUUAUGGGCUGGAGAAAAGCUCUCAGUCAGCAGUCAGAGGAGGCAAUGCUAAUAUGCUGGGGGGUGGUAGCAUUGGAGGACUUUUGCAAAUAGCUAUGCAGGAUGCAGGUAUCACUCCUUCCCUUCAGCUGGAUGCUUCCCGACAGUCAAGCCCGGCACCAGUGUCGGAACUAAAUGUGCACACUGAUUCAGCUGCAACAGACUCUGACAUUAGCAGAUCCAAGCUCAGCAGCAGUCUUUGAUUGGAGGAUGUUAGUCAUGAUGCUUUGCAGACUCUGGCAUCAGUUGCUUCCAACACUGUCAGCUCGUCGAUGUCUCUUUUUCCGUCCUUGGCAUCUUCGGCAAUGAUGGGGAUGAUGCAGUCAGCAGCAGGAAGUGCAUCUCUGGCUGCUAGCACGGUGACAGUGACUUCCUCAGCCAUGAACCAGAACACACCCAUCAUGUCAGUGGGGCAGCUUGGUCAGCUGCAACAGCAGCAACCCUCGCAGGCCAGCCUCGUGAUGGGCAUGCCAGUUCUUAACCAUCUUGCUCCUAAUGCAGGGCUUGGAAUGGUUGCACCAAAUGCUGGGCAGAACCCUGGUGCCAUGGGAAUUAUGCCUUCUGGAACCAUCAAUCAACAUGGACAGCUGAGCAUGAUUCAGGGAGCAGCCGGGCCUGGUGGACUUGUUCCUGGAAGCAUUCUUAUGAACCAACAAGGACAGCUUCUCAUGAUCAAUGAAAAUGGCCUCCCUAUACUUAUGCAGCAGUCCCUGGAUCCAUCUUUUAGUGGCCUUGGUGACAAAACCGUCAUAGGUAGUGGAGGUGUUUCUGUCUCAACAAACUCAGGUCUGAUGGGAGGUGCGAACCCUACUAUCUCCCUCUUUGACCAUCAGCAGCAGGCAUUAAUCAGCAGUGGGGCACUUACCAUAGCCAAAUCAGAUCCUGGUGCCUCUGGUAAUCUUAGCUCCGUCCCUGCAUCACAUCCUCAAUCCUCUAUUUUGGCUGGGAUGAAUCCACAGAAUCCUGGACAGAUGAGCUUUCUUGGAUCCCAGCUUCUGUCACAGGGUUCUCUACAGUCUUUGGCAGUGCAGUCUGGUGGUCAGCUGGGCAGCUUGCUUCAACCAGGGGCGGCACUUAAUCAGCAGCUUAUGCAGUCUUUGGGUCUUGGCUUCCCAAGCAUGUUGACAGGUGCUAGUGCAGGAGGUGGCGUGACCAAUCCUACUAAUCAAGCCCAGCACACCAUUACAGGAGGUGCAACAGCUGGUGCAGCAGCAGCAGGAGGAGGGCCGGCGGCAGCUGGUGGUGUUCUUUUUCCUGGCGCACAAGGUAGCAGUAUGGUGACACUAAACACAGUUCCUGCAAAUCCCCAUCAGCUUCCUUCUGCCCUUGUUCUCCCGAGUGGUCACGUUAUUCCAGUGGUCUCUAACCCUCAGCUUCUUACUGCCAACCAUGGAGGCGGUGGUCUUAUGAGUGUAGCACCUGGGGGUAGUGGAGGACUGACCAGUGGUUCUGCAGGCACAACUGGCCAUAUUCAGCUGCAACAAAUGGGAGGUGGCGCAGGUACUAGCCAGGUUAUCCAGGUAGACCCCAAUAACCCAGGAGGAGCUCAGGUUUUUAUUGGGCCGAAUGGGCUACAGAUGACUACCACAGCAGCAGGACAGGCUCAUCUUACUCAGCAGCAGCAGAUCCAGCAACUUCUUCAGCAGCAGCAGAAUCUAAAUCUUCUCAUGCCUUCUGCCGCCAUUAGUGCCUCACAAACCAUUCCCACUACUACUGUUGUCACACUGGCAUCCACUGUGGUGCCUACUUCAGCAGCCAAAAAUGUCCUUGCAAAAGCCCAGAUGCAGACCACCCAGGUCCUGAUGCAGCGUAAUGCAAGCCAACCACGCACACAUACAACUUCUAGUGCAAUCGCAAGGAAAGGUUCACAGAAUGUGAAAACAAGCAGCUCUGAAACACAGACCUCCUCCAGCAAUGCAUCAGGCAUGUUAAUGCAGACAGGUUGUGCAGGAACCGGAAGUACAGGAAGUGUGCAGCUGACUGCUGCUGGAGGCGGUGGUUGUGCCACAGGUGCUAACAGUAGCAAUGGUGCUGCUGCAGGCAGUGCCCCCAUUCUGUUGAUGAUGCAGCACAAUGGACAGGUGGUUAACGUGCUGGUAGAUCCGACCACGCCAUCUGUUGGGGGUGCAGUCAGCACCACUGUUGGAGACAAAUCUGGUGCCAGUUCAUCUGUACAUACAUCAGCUGCAUCUUCUGGUUCAAAGAAGUCUAACAAAAAGAACUCCCAAAGAACCACGACUCCCAAGCCCAAAUCUAGCAAAUCUUCAAGUAAGGCAUUGUCAACGUCUACUACAUCAACCACCACAUCAUCUUGUUCACAGACUGUUAUGUCGAGAACCAAUGCCACUUGUUCUGUGACCACGUCAGUAACACAGCCCUUAGUUAUCAACACAGAUGGGCCCUGGGACAGUCAGGCUGCCUCAAACAUAAUGAUAUGUGACGAUACAAACAAUCCUGCAUCAGAGGAAGGAGGCCUUGCACCAUCCAGUGAUAAUCAAGACAUUCUGGCUAAAGCAGCACAAUCUAUUUUUACUGCAUCUCCCACGGAAAUGACUUCCCCUAUCGGGGGGGCCUUCUACAAUCCUGCACAUGAUGACAAUCCCCUGUUGAUAGACACAAGUCCUGCAGGACCUGACACAGACAUGCCUUCAUCCUCAUCCCCUUAAAAGAGCAUCUCCACGAAUGCAGCACCACAGACAGAACUGUCAAAGUCUGUGGACUGUCAGCAACAACGGGAACAGCAUAGCCAGAUGCUUCAGGAGCAAGAAGCCUUGCUGCGUCAGCAGGAGCAGCAAGAACAGGAGAAGUUGAUGCAGCAGGAACGUGAGCAGCAUGAACAGCUGAUGAGGCACAUCGAACAACAGCAGCAGCAGAUGGGCCUGACUUCUCCACAGACACUUUCCCUGAUUCCACCAUCAAUGCCAUCUCUUGCUCAGACUUCAGAUGUGGGAACAUUAUCUGCAGCUGUAGCGGUUACUACAGCUGAUUCCUCUGCAGCUGCUACAAACACCAUUUCAUCUGGAACCGAUACUGCAGGACAGAUUGUACCUCCACCUAAAAAACCCAAGAAAUCCAAAUCCAAGAAGAAAGACAAAGAAAAAGAGGAUGGUCGUGAGAAGGAUGGGGAUGGCUCCAAGUCAUCCAAGAAAUCAAGCAAGAAGAAGAAGAAAGAGCAAGAAGCAGCUAUACGGCGUCAAGAAGAAAUCAACCAGCAACAGCAGCUGAUUCUACAGCAACAACAGCAGCAGCAAGAGGAGCAGACCAAACUUCAGCAUCAUGAACAAGAGCAGCUGCUGCUUUUACAGCAACACCAGCAGCAGCAGGAACAGCAAUCUCCAGGGCUCAUGUCAGAGCCGCAGCUGGUGCAACCCUCUGCUGCUGAUAUGAUUGUGGAUGAGGUAGCAGACCAUGUUGUGUCUGGUGCCAGUGAUCCUUUCGUACUUCCUGACAGCAUCACCUUCACGGAGAGUGAAAUUUCUGACGUGCUUGACCAGGUAGAGAAGCUUGGGAGCAGUCUUGUUUCAGAUGAACAAUUAAAGAAGUAUGAGAAGGUGGAAAAAGCAGAAAAACGGGAAAAGAAAAGCAAAAGGCGCAAAGAUGGUGGGCAAAUGGAUGAUGGAAGUUCAAAUCCUAGUAAGAAACAAUGCAAAGGAAAUAGCCGGGAGAAUGACAGCAGCUUAGAAGCCAAUUUAUUUGUGUUAAAUCAGCAGCUAGGUGUGAGACCUUUAUCCCAGCAGCAACAGGACGACCCAAACAGCACGUCACGCAUGUCCAUUUAUGACUUUCAGGAUGACAGCCCACCAGGAUUGGGCUCUGCUAAGACAGAGAGCCCCCAAAAAUCCAAAAGUAAAAAGAGCAAGAGUAAGACUCCCUCAGGCACCCAAAAUUUGCUAGCAGCCACCUCUCCGUUGUCGGUAUCAACAGUUAGUACUACAUCAACCAUGGUCACCAACACUGCUGCUACAACUACUCUUGCCUCUGCAACCACCACAACAUCAGCUGGUACGAAUACACCAGCUUCUUCCCUUGAUAUGUUAGUCCCAGCCUUGUCGCAAGCUAAAAGUGACUCUUCUUCAGUGAGCAAAGGAUCAAAAUCUAGCAAAAGUAAAAAGAGUGACAAAAAAGACAGAGCAAAGUCAAACAGUGGAUCUAGCAUAGCAGAUUCUCUGAACAAUAUGAAUGCAGUUAACAGUGUACAUAGCAUCAGUACCACAGCUCGUGUGAAUACUGCAGCCUCAGAAAAUAUGUCCAUUCAGACUAAUGGAACAAUCUCCAGCAGCAAGAGUAAUGAUAGCCUAAGCAGCAACAGUGUGGAUUCUGCCUCUGUGAUUCUUCCUAUGCCAGGGUUUGAUACGCUUGAAGCACUUAAUAGCCCUCCUCCAUUAAUCUCUCCACCAGUUUCACAGGCCAAGUCUUCAGGAUCAUCUUCUGGGAGCAAAGGUCAAGGGCAGUUGCAGGACCAGAACUUGGAUGGGCCUUUAGGACAGAUUUCCUCCAUAGUGUCAUCAGAUAUUGUGACUACAAUGUGCUCGACAAGCAUAGAGACACUGGCUGACAUUUCUGAUGUGGUGCCGACCUCUAACACUAUGAACAUGGACCCCCUCAUGUUGCAGAGCUCCAACUCACCCCCACCUGCUUUGCAUCAUCCCUUGACCCUGGGUCAUAACAGUGCUAACUCUAUGAUGGUGCAGCAGCAACAGAAGCAGAAACAACAGCAGCAACAAAGUAUUUCCAACAAACAGCGACAGCAGACACCCCCACGACACAACCCUGCCCAGCAGAUGCCAUCACACUCUCCACAGAUGGCACAGCCUCCUCAGAGUGGGCCAACUCAAGGCCAUGCCCACAUGGGGCCACCCACCAGUCCUGCCCAGGCCGUUGGUCGUCCUCGUUCUACAUCUCUGUCUCAUCAGCAGCAACAGAAUCAGGGAGGUUACUUGUCCUCUUCCCCACAGGGUGGGGCAGGGGUGCGACAAUCUCCCUCUGCAAGUUGCAUAUCACCAUCAUCCAGUCACUCGCGAGGUUCCCACGAAAACCAGGGCUUCAAUCAGGGAGCAGGUGCUCACAUGGCUCCCACUCAGUCUCCUUCAUCAUCUGUUCGCCUCAAUGAUAUGUCCAGCCUUUUGAAUUCACCUGAUAUUUCAUGCCCCAAUGCCAAUCUUUUCAGUUCCACUGCCCCGAAACUGUCCCACAUGCAGAAACCAACCUCUCAAGGAAAGCCUUCUUGCACGGAAGACAGUGCAGCCUCACGCUCACGUACAGGAAUCUACUCAGCAGACAAUUUUGUGCAGCCCAGUAGGCAGACAUCCAACCUGGAGUCCUGUUCACAACAAUCUUCCAACAGCAGUGUGGCAGGUAACAUGAGCAGGAUGGCUGGAAUGAACGAUGCCAGUGGAGAGAGUUUUAACUUUACAAGCAUUGGGCUGAAUCUGACUUCAUCUUCCACACAAAGCACAGGCCAAGAAAUGGGUGUUGCAUCCAGUGCAGGCAUGCCCUUUUCUUUUAGUCUUACCUCAGCUUCCACAACGCAGACAUCAUCAUCAUCAGGUUCUCAUGGUCAGGUCGGCCACCACUCAUUCCCGUUUUAUCCACUGCACCCCUCAGUUACCCAACCUUCCUCUACUAGUCAGCAGAGUCAUCAGACGCAGUCACUGAACAUGAUGCCACCUGGGGUAGAUGUUCGCAUGGAUGGUCAAGGUUCAGGCCACCAGACCUCAGGUCCAGGAGUGGGAGGAGGUAUGCCAUCCACUGCCCAAAACAGUUUCAAUUUUGGUGGCUUGAUGGACUUAAAUAGUAGCUGUUCUGGGGUAAGGGACACUGCUAUGCCUAAUGACCAGUCACAUCUUAUGUCAUCUGUAGACAAGAGCCCAAUGGCUAGUUUUACCCAACACCAUGGUGGAGGUGCAGGUGGGGGGAGUGGUAGCAACAGUGGUCAGAAGCGGCUAUCUGAGAUUCAGCCACCUCCCCCACCAUCCAAUCGUCCACCCCAGCAGCCUACACAACCACUAGACCAUGGCCCCCCUAUCAACAGAUCCCCACAACAGAUGGGCAACCAUACUUCUCCUGCUGGGAAUUAUUUCUCAUCUAGCUACCCAUCAUCAGCCAGUCUUAAUACCCCUCCCCUUCGACACCCACCCCUACCAAACUCUGAUUCCAACCACCUCAUGAACCGUGGCUUUGAUCAUGGCUUUGGCAGUUCCCAGACCUCUGCGAGUGUGCCUUUGGGAGGACCAAACUUUGAUCACCAUGGCAUGUCAUACCAGCGGGACAUGAAUCAGACACGCCCACUAGAACACGUAUCAACUGGGGCGAGCACAAGUUCACGGAAGCCAAGCUCGCAGCAGCAGCAGCAGCAGCAGAAUGGUGGUGGCAGCAAGCAGCAAAAGCAGUCCCAGGGAGGCGGGGGAGGCAGCAGCGGACUCAGUCGAGUUCCCCCUUCUCAUGGCCAGUCACGCAACAUGGCUCCCAAUCACAACUCCAACCAGUCCCAACAGAGCUCUGCACCUUCUCAGGCUCCACCCCCUGCACACCAGACAUCUGGAAAUGGCCAGCCUCCUGCACCAUCACCUUCUCAGCAGGCUCGACAAGCCAAGCGUAAGCAGCCUUCUCAGAGCAAGAAAAGCAAACCUACUUACUCCACAGAGAUUGACGCCAACUUGUCACACUCCAUUUUCGACAACAACCAGAGCCUUCAGUCCUUUUUCUCAUUUCAAAACAUGUCCCCACCCCCAGUUCGCAACCUGCAGAGUGAAGGCCCAUCUUUUCUACCUGGAAACCUCUUUGGUUCAACAUCCAGACCAUUGUCAAAUUCUUCUAACAAAAAUACACCAGAUCUGGGGCCUCCGUAUGCGUUGUUCCCACCUACACGGCCCCAAAAUGGGCUAGGCCUCAACUUCCAGCAUAGCUUUGGAAUGAACACAAUGACUGGGAACCCCGGCAGUGGCCACAUGACACCACACUCUGUGGCUGUCCCACCACACAUGGGAAACUUUAGCCUCAGUAACAUUUUUUCAGACAGUGGCACUAAUGAUGGUGGCAUUAAUAUUUCACCAAUCAAAUUCUCACACCCUGGCAAUCCUAUUCUUCCUCCGCAGGCUGGAAUGGACCCCAACGCUUUGCAGCACCCCCAUCAGGGAAGUGCUCUUUAUCACAAUCGUUCUCAUCACGGUCAGCCCCAUGUCCUGCCCAACCCAAUGACUCUCAAUUCAAUACUUGGACACAACCACCAUGGUUUUGACACCCGGUCUAUGAGUCAAGGAAUUAACAGCUCAGUGGGUCCCCCAUUUCAUGGUGCAGGCCACCCAUCCUCAUUUGCCAUCCCACCCUUGAACUUUUCUAUGCAUGACCAUUGACAAUGGGGAACAAACUGAGAUGCUAUGAACGUGGACAAGUUUAAUCACCAGGAAGCCUUUCAUUAAUUAUUACCCAGAUCCACCCUCUUUGUGGAAUAGUAUUUGCUGCUUGUUGUGAGCCAAAGGACACAUAAUAUUAGUCUGUGGUUUGCAUUAUAAAAUGUUUCUUCUGAAAUCCCAUGAAAGCAUGAAGAUUAAAUUACAUUUUUUUAAUUUAUUUUUGAGGGGUAAGUGGAUCAAAGGGAUAUUUAAAAUAUAUUUUAAACUACCUAUAAAUUGCAUAAGGAAAAUGGAGACUUUAAUUCAAAAGCAUAAUAAAACAGACUAUAUUUGGCUCUGAAUUAGGAUAUCAUUGAUGGAUAUCUUUUGACUCAUAUUGGCAAAUGGAUGAUGAGCUGAUGACAAAUACUGGAAGCACUGAGCCCUCUAUAAAUUAUGUAAAGUUUUUGUUUGAAAGUUAGCAAUAUUUAUUUUUACAAGCUUGUCACAUGAUUUCUGCUGCACCUGCAGUUAAUAUCAAGGAUGCAAGUAUUUUGCAUGUUUACAGAUUUGUGUCCAUGACACAUGUCCACUGAGUUUGCUUUGUUUUAAAAAAAAUUUCGCUGUUAUUUCCCUUUUUUUUUUCCCAACUUGUCCUUUGUACAGCAAAAAUGUGAAACUUGACAGUUUUACCACAUCAUGAUAAAGUAAUGGCUGUGCAUAUCAUGAUAUGCAGUAGUACAAUGCUUUCUUUGUAUACGAAGGAAGGGGAAAGGGUACAGAAGAGUGCUUGUGGAAUCUGUGUUUUGGGAGUGGAGCCAUACAAGUGGAAAAUGUUGCAGUUAUUACAGUUAUUUAGUUUUAAUGUUCAGGUAUGUUUCUAGCAGCAUGUCCUUGAAAAGGGCAUUUCAUACAAAAAGAGCAAAUCUACAGAACUUUGCUUAUUCAUCUCUUUUUUUUUCCUUGUUGUGUAAAGCCUGCCUGAAAGUCUUGCAUAUUUUGUUUUUGAUUAAGUGUAUUAUUUCUGUAAAUUUAUGUCACUAAAAGUCAUUUGUUGAUAUUGAGGAUGCACUGAUUCUGAGGUGUGUUUUGUUUUUGUUUUUUAGUAUGGUGAUUUCUGUUGUAUUGUUUUAGCAUAGAACAUGUUUUUUAAUCAAUGUUCAGUUAUUUUUUUAAAAAGAAUCUUAUGUCAUACCCUAUAAAUUUAGUGCUUCGUCCAAUACCUGCAUAGCAUUGCAAUCUUUACUAUAAAAGUAACAGUAUAAACAAAAAUAUACAAAGUAUGAAUUUCGGUGAAAGACCUCUUAUUUUUCAUAUAUAUGCUAUCUCUGAGGAUAAGUUUGAUUUUUGAUACUUGGAAUAAAAGCAAAGCAUGGGGAGACAUGUUUUGUAAUCGUUUGCUUUGAGCACAGUUAUAAAUAUGAUAAUCUUUGUUGACGCAAGAUAAUCGAAAGAUGUCUUAUGCUUCUCAUGAAGGUCCCAAGUCUGAGCACAUGGUCAGGAGUUUGAGGCUUGCUGGGGCUAGUAGAAACUCCCUCUGUGACCCCAGCAGUGAUCUUGGUGUAUGGUUAUUUCAGGAAAAAAUUGGUAAAAGAAGAGAGCUUCCAUUUUCUAUAUGCUUUGUCCUUCACGUGAACCAUUUAAAAUUCACUACCCCACUGCACCAGACUAUGAAAGCUGUGUCUUUGGCUUAAAAGACAAUCCAAGACUGUUGCAUCACUUUAGCACAGCUAACCAUUAAAGUUUUCCAUGUUUUUCUGUAGUUUUCAUCAUUUGCAUAAAUUAACCGUCUAGAUGUUUGCUAGUAUGUUAUGCAUUGAAUUAAUAAUAAUAAAUGCAAAAUCUGUAAAGCUCGCAUACUCACACUGCUAAGGAGCAUGCUCUUAGCGCUUAAGAACAAUUCAAAUACUAAUAAGUGCAAAACCAUCUCAACUUUGUAUGGACUAAAAAAUUCAUUUUAGUGCAAGGUAGAUUCAGGUAAAUAUAGGUACACUGAUCAUUAACAAAGCUUCCAUUUUUAAAAAAGUUUAAAUUGCAUAAAUAUAUAAUGUUGCAACAUAAGCAAAAUGGAUGCAAAGAAUGAAAACUCGUGACAUUUGCAGUUGACAAUUGCAGUCACAAAAACAUUUCACAAGGGAUGUAAUCUUCUGUUAAGCAAUUUUUUUUAUAGGCGUGGAAGAUCCAUCUUUUGAAGAUCCCCACAGUUAAAGCUUAAUAAUUCUGCAUUGGACUUUGUGUUAUCUAAUUUGUAAACAGAAAUAAUGAAUCCUAAAGACUACUUUUGGACAGUAUAAGCCCAUGUCUGCAAUGUAUCAGUAUAAACAUAUAGUCAUUUUUAAAGCAGUGUGAAAGUGACAAAUGAGGAUGUACUUGUGUACCAACAAUGCAGUGAAUGGGAGAAGUGGUUUCAGAAUUAUGAAUUAACGUCAAACAUUAUCUUUGCACUGCUUAUGUCUCAACAUUCCCUUUUUCAUGUGAUAUCCAAAUGCUGUUUAAUGUGGCUGUGCCUCAUGUGUACACCAUUUACUUUCUAGCUGGUGCAUUAUUUCUGUUUAUUCUUCACAGUUUGAGACUGGAGUGCUUUCAUGGUUUUUGUGCAUUUGGGUUGAAAUUGCUGUGCAUGAAAAUUACAGAUAUGCUGUUGGUGAACUAAUGAGUAAACAGUGAUAGUGCUUUGAAUAAUUUCUUUUCAGUAGGUAAUUUUUGUGAACACUAAAUAAUAUGUUUACAUCAAGUGAAUGGAGAAGUGAUAGCUCCCAAGCAUACGUUUGUGGUCAUUAACUGGCAUGGGUAUAAGAAAGCCACCAGCCAUUCUUUAAGCUAAAAGGACUACAAAGUCUAAAAUAUAAAGUAAUUUUUUUUCUUUUACAUGACAGAUGGUUGUAACUUUUUUCCUCUACUUGUUGAGGGAUUGGAAUGUAGCUUUCUUUUACAUUCAUUGUUGAAAAUGAUGAACAAAAAACUCGCUCUAUAGAAAAUGCACAUGCACAUGUUUUUGCACUAUGCAUGGUGUGCAAAACUAAAUAUAUUUUCAUAUUCUCUUGAAGUCUUAGGUUUUAUAGUUUUCUUCAGGCUAUAAAAAUAUGAAAAGUAUCUCGAAAAAAUAAAACAAUGCAAGCUUCUUGACAAUGGCAAUGGUUGGUAUAAAAAGUUAUUGCUUUUUUAUUUUAAGUUUGGUUUUGUUUGGGUUUUUUUCCUUCUUGUUUGGUUUGUGUUAGAGGGAUUGCUCCACUGCCAUUUUCCUGUGGCAAUUGCAGUAUUCAUGCAAAAUGUGCCAAAGCUUGAGUUUUAGGAAUGAUAAUGGUAAAAUUCCUUAAAAUUACUUUGCUGUAUUGUCACCUAUGAACUAGUAAACAACCACUUUUAAAAACCCAAAAAAUUUUCCAUACCAGCUGAAGAUAACUAGCAUUUUAUUUUACAUAGCAGUAACAUGCUAAAAAUAGAAUAUUAAAUCACUAAGGAUGUAGGGGUACUAGUGUCUCUUAAAUUUAUGUGUAAAAUCAGUUUUAUUUUCUUUACGCAUACACAGAAGUAUUUUCAACUAGUCUAUUACACCUAGUCUUUUUGUUGGGGAAGGGUUAGGGUUAUGCAGAUGUAUGCAAGUGUGUUCUGUAAGGGGACUUAGUGUACAAUACUACACUUUUAAUUUGGUCCUGACAUUUCAGAAUUUAAUCAAAUCCUACAUUUUUCUUCUGUUGCAUUUAUUCAUUCAUUUCUCUGGCUUACAAGGUAUACAAAGGCAUGGCAUGGUUGUGACAAAUAUGGCACUAAAAAACAGAUGUGACUUUAUUCCUCAUCAAAGCAGCAGCACGAACAAAGCUUCUGUGUCGUUAGCAUAAUACAUGUUUAACUAAUUUCAUGUUUUACUGUUGGCAUUUACUUGUGGUACUGCUGACAGGUGAUCAGCUCUUUUCAAUUUUAUGCAGAAAAUCAUUUACCAAGGACAUGCGUGUGUGUGCUGUGUGUGUGUGUGCUGAUGCACUCUUGUAUGUACUCUUUGUGCAUAUGUGCAAUGAAUCUUUAUCAAAUACACGAGUUUGAAUUUUCUUUGAGAUCAAUUAAAGUUUUGUUACAUUUUUAUUGGAUAUGUUACUUGGAUAUUGAUAUUAAAACAUUCUUAAAGUCAAAAACGAUGCAGUUACACAAGCUGGUGUAAAGCUAUCUUUUCUUAUUAGAGGAGAUUCAUACAAAAAUAUUUGUAAAUGAGAGCAUCACGUCUGUGCAUCCAGGCUGGCAGUGUGAGUCGCUGUUUGUUAUAGGUCCUUUUUUUUUCAUUGCCUUUGCCCAUUAAUAAGAAGUUUGAUUUUCUUUCAUAAUAAGUCCCAUUUUCUCUGAAAUCUAAUUGCUUAUUUGUAUUAUUUGGCUAUUUCUUAUUGAAAGUUGAUUAUUUUAAUUGGCUACCUUUCUGUUUUGCCAGCCUAGUUGCUUUUAGAAAAAAAUGAAAGUUAUUUUGCUUUGUUAAUUAUAAUCAGAUAUGUAAGUAGAAGCUGAACAUCCAACAGCUUUUGAAAUGUGUUCAUUUUCUACCUUUAGUAUCUAUUUUCAAGACCAAAAUUAAACAGAUUAAAUAAAAUUAAAGUUAUAGAACAUAAAAAAGCAGAGAUCUCUAUGAAAACAUGUACUGUUUUCAGUCAUUGCUUUGUUCAAUCCUUCGGGUAAAACGUCAUUGAUAAUGAAUGGGUACUGCACUGGUUACACACUUAUUAAAGAGAAUGCAGAAAGGGGAAAACUAGAAAGGAACCAGUAUGGAUGAUGGGCUUAACUUUUUUUUAAAAUCUUAUGGCUUAUUCGAUUAAAAAUGACUUAAGGGAAUCUAAUCAUGAGGUAUCUUUUACAGGUAUUCAUGAAAACAUGACGUUGAUUGCAAGUUGUUCAGCCUUUGGUGUUUGUUCUACCUCCCUCUUCCCUCCUAUUACAACCUUUUUAAUUGUUUACUUUGUUGACAUCGUUUCACUCAGAUUUUCACAUCGCCAAUGUUAUGAACUGCCAAAAGGAAUUUUUAUUAGCCUCCAAAAUAAAUGCAAUCACAGUCAGUCCUAGCAUUAUUGUUGAAUCUGUAACACUCCUGCAAGUCAUCAAGCCGAUAACUAUCAUGCAUACCACAAGAUGUGCCUGCCAAAGGUGUAUAACUUUUGGUGCCCUUAGGGUCUUCUUGGUCUACAAUGAGCUCAUGCAUUGUGGUGCACAGGACAAAGGUUAUCAGCUUCACCAGCAUGCUAGUUGAUUACAUGCUAGACAUGAAUUUCAGCCUAUGUUUCAUCCUAUGUGCAAGAUCUGCUUCCAGAUACAUGCACAGUGUAGGUUGCUUGUACAAUUGUAAGGAUGGCAUAAUGCAGUUCUAUCGAAUGAACUUCCUCUUUCCCAUCGGUUUUCUCUCAUCCCUAGAUGAGAGCAGGAAAAGAAUGUUAUAUCUGAAUGUAUUCAUCAUUUAGAAACCAUAAGCUAUCAUACAUUAAAUGAAAAACCUAUAAUUUCAUCAAAACUGACAAAAUUUCAGUGUCAAGUCACCACUGGUGCAUGUUAACCCUCUUAAAUAUAACCUGUCCUUUUGAAGCAUUUGUACAUAUGCCACAUGAGUUAGGAAGUUAAUAUUGGGGUGAGGAAAAAUUGUGUGUGUGUACAAGAGAGAGAGAAAUCAUGGAGUUGCAUGCAACUAGCUUGAAAAGUAAUAUAUAAUUGUAUAGUGUUCUUUUUAUCCACUUAUUUUUGCGAGAGUUUAAGAGCCUAGUUGGAAAUCAUGGUCCCCAUAUGUUUUCUUUUAAAAAGCAGCUGUUAUUUCCAUGACAUUUCACAUAAGUGAAAUCUGUUUCCACGCUACUGGACUUAGAACUUUAAGAAAAUGCGCUGAGCAAUUAACAUUUUCCUUCUUCGAUGCCUGAGCACAAAUAUGACUGCUUUAAGAAGGUUAUGUUAGGAUUCCUAGAUUGUAUAUGAUCAUGCUGACCUGUUUGUGUAUAUACCUGAAGCCAAUGCAGUCUUUGUGCUUCAAAGCCAUGGUACAAUUAACACGCUCAAUUUGUACAGCUUGUGGGAUUCUCUGUGACAAUUUAAAUGCUAUGAGCAUGCAAAUAUAAAAGACUAUUGUAAAUUACUGUAUAUGAAAUGUCUGCAGUUUCUAGGUGCUUUGCUCUUGUAAAAUUCAUUAUGUAAAUAUAAUGUAUCCAUGAUUUUUUUUUUAAUUAAUGUCUUAUUACAUUGCAGAGUAGAUGCAGUAUUUGCAUAGAAUAAAGUGGAUUUUGGAAA